AUGAAAUAAUCACUUUAAUCAAUUCUAUAAACUAAAUCCUAGUAUGAUUUUAUCACUGGAAUCAUGGAUAAUGAAUAAGAAGAUAUUAAAUCAAAAACAACUUACAAAACUUAAUUUAAAUUUAAUAAAUCGAAAUCAUGUUUCUCAAUUACUCCAAAAUCAUAACCAUCAAAAGUUAAAAAAAGACCUAUUUAUUUAAGAUUUAUUAAUCAUUCAACUCAUUAAUAAGAAACUAACAAUCUAAUUUCUCUGAAGACUCUCUUUAAAGAUUACUAAUAACCAUAAAUGUUUAAUACUAAUUAUUCAACAUGGUCAACAUCUCAUAAAUAAACAAUUUAAUCAAAUUAUAUCCCACCUAUUAAGAAAAAUUAUUUGUUAAUAAAAACACCAGAUAAUAAUUAACCUGCUGUUGGAUAUUAUAAUCCUUCUUUGCCAAAAAAAGUUAGAGGUUCUGUUAAAUUGAUUUCUUAAAAUACUUCAUCAUAAUCAUAAUCUCUUAAUAUUUUAUUAAAUUAAAAUGAAAAACAAGAAUCUCCUUUAUAAAAAGAGGAAUUUAUUAAAGUACCUGAAGUUAAGAUGUAGAGGUAUUAUGAUAAUGAAAAAAAGAAAUUGAUGUCAAAAUCAUCAUUUUAACUUCCUCUUAAAGACUUAAAUGAAAAUCCUUUCACAAAAUAAUGGUCUAUAUUUUUGGCUUAUAAAAAUAAAUUUAAAAUAUUAAGAGAUCAUAAAUAUGAAGAUUCACUUAAAUGA
Paramecium sonneborni is the source of this 750-nucleotide messenger RNA. Lineage: Eukaryota; Ciliophora; Oligohymenophorea; Peniculida; Parameciidae. The record is from the annotation of a GenBank genome assembly.